Molecule: messenger RNA, 2103 nt
Organism: Xiphias gladius (swordfish)
Lineage: Eukaryota; Metazoa; Chordata; Actinopteri; Istiophoriformes; Xiphiidae
Gene: rgs9a
Product: regulator of G protein signaling 9a
Exons: 17
Coding region: 1-1446 (481 amino acids)
Biological process (GO): G protein-coupled receptor signaling pathway; regulation of G protein-coupled receptor signaling pathway; intracellular signal transduction
Source: RefSeq, a predicted model, not a curated record
AUGACAAUUAGAACAGCUCGUCCUGACCGGGGGCAACAUUUCCGGCCCCGUAUGCACUGCCUCAAAAAGCUGGAGGCCAUUGUGGUGGAGAUGCAGGACCUGAAAACCGGAGUGAAAGGCUCGGAGCAGAAACUCAACGUCACUACCAUCCCACAUGUCAUCGCUGGUAAGGAUAUAAUUGCAUGGAUUGCCAACAAGAUGAAUACAUCAUCAGAAGAGGCUCAUGUCUUUGGCACUAUGUUAGUGGCGUAUGGCUACAUCUACCCCCUGCAGAACCACAAGAAGCUGGUCAUGUGCAACGACACCAGUCUUUACCGUUUCCAGACCCCAUACUUCUGGCCUACACAGAAAUGGGCUACAGAAGACUCUGACUAUGCCAUUUACCUGGCAAAGAGGAACAUCCGCAAGAAAGGCAUGCUAGAAACCUAUGAGCAGGCACAUUACAACUACCUCCAUCAUUGGCUGAACCACAAGUGGGACUUUAUUGUGAUGCAGGCCACUGAACAGUACAAGGCUGGUAAGGAGAGGAAGAAGCCGGAUCGUGUGGUGUUCGACUGCCAGGAGAGGGCUUACUGGAUUUUGAACAGGCCUCCGCGCCGCACUCACAGUGCCAUGGACUGCGGUCCAGAUCGUCUUGUUGAUCCCAAUGCAGAUGAGAAAAUCAGCUUUGACCAGUACAGACGUGUGAACAUGUUCUAUCAACAAGCCAUCAUGAGGUCAAAGGUCAAAUCUAGUGUGUCCCUUGGAGCACUGGUCAAGUACAUCACAACCUACAAAAACCACGACCCGUUUUUGGCUCCAUGUCUACCCAGUAACCCCUGGCAAACAGACGAUGACUCAUAUUGGACUCUCAACAUGAGAAGAGUUGACAUCCCCACUAAGAUGCGAGUAGAGCGCUGGUCCUUCAGCUUGUUCGAGCUGCUGACCGACUUGCGAGGCCGAGACGACUUCAAGAUUUUCCUCAAGAAGGAGUUCAGCGGGGAGAACUUGGCCUUUUGGGAAGCGGCUGAAGAACUGAAGUGGGGCACUGCAUCUUCUAUGUCAACAAAAGCUGAAACCAUCUUCAAGACCUUCCUGGCCCCUGGUGCCCCCCGUUGGAUCAACAUUGAUGGCAGGACAAUGGGUCUGACAGUGAAAGGACUGGAGCAUCCACACCGCUAUGUGCUGGAAGCAGCUCAGACACAUGUCUUCAUGCUCAUGAAAAAGGAUACUUUCUUCCGUUACCUCAAGUCACCAGUGUACAAAGACAUCCAGAAGAAGGCACUGAACCCUGAGUCUCAUAAUUUCAGUCCAGCCCAGCUGGAGCAAAAUGCUCAGACCCGAAGCCGAGGCAUCCAUCCAAUCGUCCUCUGGCAGCAGGAGGAGGAAGAAAAUGCUAAGGCUGCUGCUGCCUCCGCUCCCGUCGAUGUCAAGGCCAUGAUGAGCAAAAUAGACAGGAAGAAGUAGAGAUAUACAGUGGAGGUGUGCAUGUCUGCAGGGUUUUACAUGUCAUGUGACACACAAAGUAUCAACACAGGUACCAGCUGCUCUUCAGAGCUAUCCCAGGCAUUGUUGCUCCAUUCUAGAAAAUUAUAAAAUGUGAGAAAUUGAGUUUUCAUGGAUACAUAUUUGAAUGAAAAGCAUCUCCAGAAUUAGGUUGUAAAUACCAGGGGUGACAAAUAACAUGCCACAGAGGCUGUAUAUGCUGUUGUCAACAAGACAUAUUUUAGCUUGAUUUUUACUAAACUGUCUGUACCCUGCAGCAAAUUAUUAUACCCAGUCAUAAUCAAAAUGUACAACAAAAUCAGAACAUUGGAGUUAAAGACAACUAAUUUCUAUAUGGAUAUACAGUAAAUCUGGUUACAUGCCAGAGUUUAAUAAAUGAGAUCAAGUUAAAGCAGACUUCAGAUCCUUUUGUGUGUGCGUGUAUGUGUGUUAAAUAUGGACACCAAAACCGUUGAAGGAUCAAUACCAGUGACUUUAAACCCAUUUUCUGCAGUGUAUAAUAUAAAUUACUGCUGACCAUUUUCCACAGCAAUGUGUUUGGAUUUUUGUAUGGAUUUUGUACAUUCCAAGGCAACAAAUGAUAAUGUAACUGGAAACCACUUACUGCCCCCAUUAUUC